This is a messenger RNA of Staurois parvus, 1470 nucleotides long. NCBI's taxonomy places the organism in Eukaryota, Metazoa, Chordata, Amphibia, Anura, Ranidae. The record is from the annotation of a GenBank genome assembly.
AUGGACAGCAACAGUUUCAUCCAGUUUGAAGUGCCGGAGUACAGCAGCACCGUCCUCAGCCAGCUAAAUGAGUUGCGUAUGCAAGGAAAGCUAUGUGACAUCAUUGUUCACAUCCAGGGCCAGCCGUUCCGCGCACAUAAGGCAGUCCUCGCUGCCAGCUCCCCUUACUUUCGUGAUCAUUCAGCACUGAGCACCAUGAGUGGCUUAUCAAUAUCAGUUAUCAAGAACCCUAAUGUCUUUGAACAGUUACUGUCAUUCUGCUACACUGGAAGAAUGUCUGUACAGCUGAAGGAUGUUGUGAGCUUCCUAACUGCAGCUAGCUUCCUUCAAAUGCAGUGCGUCAUCGACAAGUGCACUCAGAUCCUGGAGAGCAUCCACUCAAAGAUUAGUGUAGUGGGUGUGGGUGGGGAAGACAGCCAGAGUAACCACAAUGGAGUCAAAGAUGAUAGCUUCUUUGCUAAUCCAGUGGAGAUCUCUCCAUCAUACGGUGGGCAAGGGCGACCAUCGAUUGUAGGCAAUGAUUUAAAAAUAGAUGGGGUAGCCAGCAAAAGUUUAAGAAACCGUCCCCAAGAAGAGGGUCAGUCAGACAGAGGCAGCAGUGGUAGCAUUUCAGAGCAUGAAAUUCAGAUAGAAGGCGAUCAGGAUCAUGCUGACACCGUGCGGGAGAACCAAGUCUCGGAAGUUAAAGUCAAAACUGAAAAGUCUGACCGGCCAAGCUGCUCAGAUAGCUCUUCUUUGGGGGAUGAUGGCUACCAUACAGAACUGGUUGAUGGUGAGCAAGUGACUAUGCUGAAUGUAGGUUCCUACGGGUCUGUAUUACAACACGCAUACUCUUAUUCUCAAGCUGCUUCCCACACAACCAAUUUGUCUGAGCCCUAUAAGAGCAUCAGCAACUCAAGCCCUUCCAGGUCCAUGCUAAGUUGUUAUCGGGGUGGCCGGGCACGCCCAAAGCGGGCAUCUAAUAUAACCAGUGAGGUUCAUAAUGUGAUCCAAAGCCCUGAAAGUGAAACUGUCAUAAGUGCACCAGCUUAUGAGAGCAGUCCCCAGGAAAAGGCCUCCAGAGGCUAUUGGCAUCCCUACAGCGAAAGACUCAUCUGUAUAUACUGUGGCAAGACAUUCAACCAGAAAGGUAGUCUUGACCGACACAUGCGGCUCCACAUGGGAAUCACGCCAUUUGUGUGCAGAUUUUGUGGGAAGAAAUACACUCGCAAAGACCAGCUGGAAUACCACAUACGGGGGCACACUGACGACAAGCCUUUCCGGUGUGAGGUGUGUGGCAAGUGCUUCCCAUUUCAGGGCACACUGAAUCAACAUUUACGGAAAAAUCAUCCCGGUGUUGCUGAGGUGAGGAGUCGGAUUGAAUCACCAGAAAGAACGGAGGGAUUUGUAGACCAAAAUGAUACCAAUGUUUCAGAUGUGACCAUGGACUCCAAUAUUGAAAUUCACACAGUCACUACUACACCUGACUAA